UCGACACACAUCUCAUUAUUAUGAAGCCGGAAAGUUGCUCCAUGCUUUUGCUAGUAGUGUGUGGCCCUGUCUUUCCCCUUGGCGUGCGCCUGUCUGCCGGCGUUUCACGGAGCCUUGACGCAACCACCGGUGGAAGCGGUCGCCGAUCUGUCUUAUUCCUCUCAUCGCGCAACCACCGGCAGCAGCAUCUGGAGCUCAGUGGCACGCCGCACCCCCGCCGCCGGAGCCGGGAUACGUAUACGUCCGUGCGCGCGCACCCAGCGGCACACGCGCGCGAUCACCGGUCCAUCACCCAACCAACGUCCCGCCCCAAGCGGGCGGGCGCGGCCGGCUCCGACUCCAACCCGUGCCGCCGUGCGGAACCGGAAGCCUCUCGCCUUCCCGAGUUCGCCACCUCCUCCUCCUACUGCCGCAAGUCCCAAUCAUUGCCUUCCCCCACCGCACCCCACGAGCCCACCUCACCUCACCUCACCCAAAGGUCCCCACAGCGAAAGCAAAGGGGAGGAGGAAGCAACCCCGCGAGGCCGCAAAGCAAUCGGCGAAAGCGAAGCGGGCGGCGGAUGGCGCGCGGGCUGCGCGGCGUCCGCGACGACCUCUCCGAGCUGGGGCGGCACCUGCUGGACAUCGCCUGCUUCCUGCACCCGCUCCUCAACCCGGCGCACACCGACUCGCCGCCGCCAACCCCGACGGGCCCGGGCCCGCGCCACCGCCGCGCGCGCCGCUCACCGUCCCCGCACCCGCCGUCGUCCCCGUCGCUCCUCGCGGGCAUCCUCUCCGACCUCGCCGAGAUCGGCGGCUCCUUCCGCGGCGGCUUCUCUGGCGCAGCCGCCGCCGCCCCGUCCUCGCCGCCGCCGCCCGCUGCGGUCGAGUCGCAGCAGGCCGCCGCGUCCCCGCCUUCGCCUGCGGCUGCUGCCGACCAGAUCGCAGUUGAUGUCGUGGGAGCAGCGCGUGCCCUCGCCGCGCGCCCCGAGGCGUGGAUCGACUUCCCCGUGCUCGCCCUAGAUGAGGAUUCUGUAAUCUCUGAUAUCCAAAGAGAUCAUAUGGAAUCCAUUGAAAAACUUGUUCCAGAUUUAGCAUCUCUACGGGGUAGGCUCUGUCCUUCUUACAUGGAUGAAGACAUAUUCUGGAAGAUUUACUUUAGGUUGCUUGAGUCAAACAUAAUUGAGCAUAGUUCUGAGGAAGAUACCCAGAGUGUGCCAAAUUCUGUACAUCACAACAAUGAGAUAGAGUCAGAUUCUCCACCUCACGUCUGUGAGAUAGAAAGUGUGAAAAGCAACCAAGAAGGGUAUCAAUCUUCGGAUGGUCGUGCUUUGCCCAAGACAAGAUCCGAGCGAAGCAUUGACCAAUGGGUAUUUGCAAAGUCGAAAUCUGAGGAAAGCAUGGAUCAGUGGUCUGAAAUACCUUCAGAUGUGGAAUCCUUCAGAGAAGGUAAAAGAUACCUCAGUAGCGAGGAGCUGAGCGACGUUGAUAGUGCCAACGUCGUUGUCAUGGACAAAUACAUGGAUUCGCUUCUCUCGGACCGGAGGCACCUCCCCUAUGCUAGCUCCUCAGUGCGCCAGGAUUCAGUCAGACGAAAACCUGCUUCAUCCACUGAUUACAGCCAUCGGCCUCCACAGCCAACUCCACCUGCAUCACUGUCAAAGAAGGAAUCAUGGGAUGUCAUUGAAGACUCGGAGUUUGAUAUACUUGACAGUUAGUAGUUGAGAUCUUUGUGAUCUCAGGUCUGUUUAUCCUUCUAUUUUCUUCCAUGUUUCCCCACACUUCACCUGGUUUGUAAAUGUGGACGUGCAGGUGGCGUCAGUGAUAGUGGGAAAGGAUUAAUGAUCUUUUUACCAAUAUAUUACAACAGUCAGUGUGUGCAUAUAAAUCUUCUCAGCUCGCAAGCUGUAAGCCUGUAACCUGAGAAAAUUGUGAUGAAUCUGUCUGGCAUCACCUAGUUAUCAAAUGGGGAUGGUAUUUUCGCCUCCCAGUUCCCAGUUCAAAAGAAA
Messenger RNA from Sorghum bicolor (sorghum), 1988 nucleotides. RefSeq lists its product as uncharacterized. The record is from RefSeq and is a predicted model, not a curated record. Bases 21 to 1697 code for a protein of 558 amino acids. The transcript has 3 exons. Lineage: Eukaryota; Viridiplantae; Streptophyta; Magnoliopsida; Poales; Poaceae.